This is a messenger RNA of Nicotiana attenuata, 1248 nucleotides long. RefSeq names its product transcription factor ICE1-like. Bases 70 to 1233 code for a protein of 387 amino acids. Gene Ontology annotation, cellular component: nucleus. Gene Ontology annotation, biological process: regulation of DNA-templated transcription. NCBI's taxonomy places the organism in Eukaryota, Viridiplantae, Streptophyta, Magnoliopsida, Solanales, Solanaceae. The transcript has a single exon. Gene Ontology annotation, molecular function: protein dimerization activity; DNA-binding transcription factor activity; sequence-specific DNA binding. The record is from RefSeq and is a predicted model, not a curated record.
ACCCCACUUUCUUCUAAUUCUGUUCAGUUUUCUUUGUUUUAAAGACUGUACACUAAAGCUAACCAAAAAAUGCUCUCAAGAGUAAACAGUAUGGUUUGGAAUAUAAAUGGUAAAGAAGAAGAAGAAGAAACAGCUUCUUGGGCUCAAAACAAUCCUACAACCAACAAAGAUGAUAUUGAAAUAAGUGCACUUUCUACAUUCAAAUCCAUGCUAGAUGGUGCAGCAGAUGUAGACUGGUUCAUGUCCAGUAACAAUCACAACAACAUGCAAAACCAAAACCAUACUGACAUUUCUUUUACCCAAAAUUUCACUGAAGCUGAAAACAAUAGUAACUUGCUUCUACAGCCAGUAGAUUCCUCAUCUUCAUCUUCAGUUUCUCAUGUUUUCAACAAUCUUGACCCAUCUCAGGUACAUUUUUUCUUAGCCCAAAAAGCCAUAACCCCUAUGUUAACUGCUUUAUCUAACAACCCUUUGGACAGUGGCUUUAAUUUGGGUUGUGAAAAUGGGUUUCUUGAAAAUCAAGAUUUGGGUGGUUUGAAUAAAGGUGGGAUUUUUGCUGGUGGGUUUCAAGAUUUGAGCUCAUUAAACCAAAUAGGCAACCCCAAUUUGAGUUCUUGUACUCAAUUCCCAUCAUCCCAUUUGCUUCAAUUGCCUCAAAAUAGUGCCACUGGGUUUAGUCCACUGGGGUUUAGUGAUGGUUCUGUUAGUGAGAAUUCUAUGUUUCUCAAUAGGUCCAAGUUGUUAAAACCACUUGAUAAUUUUGCUUCAAUUGGAUCACAACCAACUCUUUUCCAGAAAAGGGCUGCUCUUAGGAAGAAUUUAGCUAAUAAUAGUGGCAGUUUGGGGGAUUUUGGAGGUGAAAUUGGUGAGAAGGAAGAGGGUGGGAAGAAGAGGAAAUGGGAUAAUGGGGAUGAACUUGAAGAUGUUAGUAUUGAUGGUUUUACAUUGAAUUAUGAUUCAGAUGAGUUUGUCGAAAAUUGUAGUAAUAAGGUGGAGGAUAGUGUUAAAAAUGGUGGAAAUAGCUCAAAUGCAACUAGCACUGUAACUGGUGGAGAUCAGAAAGGGAAGAAAAAGGGACCACCAGCCAAGAAUUUGAUGGCUGAACGUCGACGUAGGAAGAAGCUAAACGAUAGGCUUUACAUGCUGAGGUCUGUUGUUCCAAGGAUUAGUAAGGUAAGAAAUUCUUUUGCAUCAAUUUCUCGUGAAUUCUUAUGUGAUUUUAACAUGUUUUAGCUAUUCACAAUCAUC